AUGGCGUCGUCCGGUCAGCGGGAGGCUGUAUUUCCGACGCGUAUGACGCUUGGAACUACAAAGACUCGCUUGAAGGGAGCACAGAAUGGCCACUCACUCUUGAAGCGUAAGGCAGAUGCCAUUUCUAAGCGUUUCCGCAUGAUCACUGGUAAGAUUCAAGAUGCCAAGAAACAAAUGGGUACUGUACUACAGCACGCUGCAUUCAGUAUGGUUGAGGUAGGCUAUUCAACAGGUGAUAUUGGGUAUGCUGUGCGCGAAAAUGUGAAGAGAGCGACAUUCAAGGUGCGAUCACGCCAAGAAAACAUAAGCGGUGUGAUGCUGCCGUCUUUUGCAGUUCAGUCUUCUGAUGGCUCCGUCAGUUCGGAUCACUCAAAAGCUAGUGGCGGGAAGGAGAGCUCGGGUCCAAGUGAGUUUAGCCUCACAGGUCUCUCACGUGGCGGUCUGCAAGUCCACAAGGCGCGCGAUACCUAUGCAAAGGCUUUGCGCGUAUUGGUGGACUUGGCGAGCUUGCAAACGGCGUUCGUCAUUCUCGACGAGGUCAUACGUCUUACAAAUCGGCGGGUAAAUGCCAUUGAGCAUGUAAUUAUACCGCGCCUUGAGAAUACCAUUGCCUACAUUGUAUCUGAACUCGACGAAAUGGAUCGUGAAGAGUUCUUCCGCCUCAAGAAAGUCCAAGGCAAAAAGAAGCGCGUUGCCGAAGAAGCGGCUGCGAAGGCCGCUGCCGAAAAAGUUUCUAUCACAACGACAGAGGCAACUGACUCGGAUCAUAAGGAUAUGCUCAAUGCGGAUAAGGACACGGAUGUGAUUUUUUAG
Messenger RNA from Malassezia globosa CBS 7966, 813 nucleotides. RefSeq lists its product as uncharacterized. Gene Ontology annotation, biological process: vacuolar acidification. Gene Ontology annotation, cellular component: fungal-type vacuole membrane; vacuolar proton-transporting V-type ATPase complex. The record is from RefSeq and is a predicted model, not a curated record. NCBI's taxonomy places the organism in Eukaryota, Fungi, Basidiomycota, Malasseziomycetes, Malasseziales, Malasseziaceae. The coding region runs from base 1 to 813 and encodes 270 amino acids. Gene Ontology annotation, molecular function: proton-transporting ATPase activity, rotational mechanism. The transcript has a single exon.